Suhomyces tanzawaensis NRRL Y-17324 is the source of this 3636-nucleotide messenger RNA. RefSeq names its product ion-transporting P-type ATPase (gene SPF1). The record is from RefSeq and is a predicted model, not a curated record. Gene Ontology annotation, biological process: intracellular calcium ion homeostasis. The coding region runs from base 1 to 3636 and encodes 1211 amino acids. The transcript has a single exon. Lineage: Eukaryota; Fungi; Ascomycota; Pichiomycetes; Serinales; Debaryomycetaceae. Gene Ontology annotation, cellular component: endoplasmic reticulum membrane. Gene Ontology annotation, molecular function: P-type ion transporter activity; ATP binding; ATP hydrolysis activity.
AUGUCAGAAAUCGUCAACAACCCCUCUGUGUUGGCUGCAGAGUUGCUAGUGCCAAAAACGUUCCUCCUAAGACCAUAUGUCUGGCCGUUCACCAUCAUCUACCCUAUCUUUGCCGAGGUGUACAUCAAUAGGUACGAUAAGUACAUUGGCGGAUCGGAAUGGACCUUCGUGUAUCUCAUGGCCAUCAUCUCGUUCAACUUGUUGUUCUGGUUGAUGCCCCACUGGAACCUCAACGUCGAUGCCAGCUUCAACUACUCCCCUGUCAAGACCAUUGCUGAAGCCUCCCACAUCAAGAUCACUCCUGCCCCCAACUGCGGCGUGGGCUCCAUUUGCAAAAUCAACCGUGAAACCUUCCAUGACGGCGAAAAGCAAGUCAGCUUCUUGUACCAAAAGAGAAGACACUUGUUCCACACUGACUCCCAGAAAUUCUCCCCUCCUGAAUUCUUCUUUGAUUCGAACCCGCCUCUCAGCACCUUCCAGAACUCCAAGGGGUUGUCCGGCGACUUGGAAAAGGACAUCAGAAACUACGGUGCCAACAAGUUUGACAUUCCAAUUCCUACCUUCUUGGAAUUGUUCAAGGAGCAUGCUGUUGCGCCCUUCUUUGUUUUCCAGCUUUUCUCGGUGGCUCUUUGGUGCAUGGAUGAGCAAUGGUACUACUCGUUGUUCUCCCUUUUCUCCACUGUUUCCUUCGAAAUGAUGACCGUGUUCCAAAGAAGAACCACUAUGUCCGAGUUCCAAAGCAUGGGUAUCAAACCAUACCCAAUCUAUGUUCACAGAGAUGGUAAGUGGAAGCAAUUGCAAACCACCGAGUUGUUACCAGGUGAUUUGGUUUCCAUUACCAGAACUCAAGAAGAGUUCGCUCUUCCAUGUGACUUGCUUUUGGUGGACGGUUCUGCUAUUGUAAACGAAGCUAUGUUGUCGGGUGAAUCUACUCCUUUGCUUAAAGAAUCGAUCAAGUUGAGACCUGGUCACGAAGAAUUACAAGCUGAAGGUAUGGACAAGAACUCUAUCUUGCACGGUGGUACUAUGGCUUUACAAGUUACUAAGCCAGAAAACCCAAUUAUCCCACUUGCUCCAGACAACGGUGCCUUUGCUAUCGUCUCUAAGACUGGUUUCGAAACUUCCCAGGGUUCUUUGGUCCGUAUGAUGAUCUUCUCCAGUGAGAGAGUUGAAGUUGGUAACAAGGAAGCUUUCUUCUUCAUUUUAUUCUUGUUGGUUUUCGCCAUUGCUGCCUCCUGGUACGUCUGGGUUGAAGGUACCAAGAUGGGAAGAAUCCAAUCUAAGUUAAUCUUGGAUUGUAUCAUUGUUAUUACUUCUGUUGUUCCACCUGAAUUGCCAAUGGAGUUGACCAUGGCCGUCAACGCCUCUAUUUCUUCCUUGCAAAAGUACUUCAUUUUCUGUACUGAACCAUUUAGAAUCCCAUUGGCAGGUAGAAUUGAUGUCUGUUGUUUCGAUAAGACUGGUACUUUGACUGCUGAGGAUUUGGUUUUUGAAGGUUUGGCUGGUUUCAAGAAUGAUGACAUCCACCAUUUGUUCAAAUGUGAAGAAGCUCCUCAAACCACUUCUUAUGUUUUGGGAUCUGCACAUGCUUUAGUCAAGUUGGAUGAUGGUGAAAUUGUUGGUGAUCCAAUGGAACAAGCUACUUUGAAGGCUGCCAAGUGGAACGUUGGUUCUAAGGACAUUGUUGAAAGAGAAAUUUGUAAGGGCAAGAGUGAAAAGAUUAAGAUUUUACGUCGUUUUCAAUUCUCUUCUGCCUUAAAGAGGUCCUCUGCUAUUUCCUCUAUCAGCACCUUGCCUGGCAAAAACUUUGUCGCUGCCAAAGGUGCACCAGAAACCAUCCGUACCAUGAUUGUUGAUGCUCCAGAAAACUACGAAGAAAUUUACAAGUCGUUCACUAGAGCUGGUUCCCGUGUUUUAGCAUUGGCCUACAAGUACUUGGAUUCCAAUGUUAACGUUACCAAGGUUAAGAGAGAAGAAAUCGAAUCCAAAUUACACUUUGCUGGUUUUAUUGUUUUCCACUGUCCUUUGAAGCCUGAUGCCAUUGAAACUAUCAAGAUGUUGAAUGAGUCUUCCCACCGUUCGGUCAUGAUUACUGGUGACAAUCCAUUGACUGCUUGUCACGUUGCUAAGGAAGUUGUUAUUACUACCAAGGACGUUUUAAUUUUGGAUGCCCCUGAAGAUCACCAUGAAGUCACUGAAGAAGAAAACUUAGUCUGGAGAAAUGUUGAUGAAUCUGUCAUCAUUCCAUUCAAAUCUUCUGACAGAAUCAACUCUGAGUUAUUCAAGAAAUUCGACGUUUGUAUCACUGGUUAUGCUUUGAACUACUUAAGUGAACAUGACCAAAUCUUGGAAUUAUUGAAGCACACUUGGGUUUACGCAAGAGUCUCUCCUUCCCAAAAGGAAUUCAUCUUGACAUCCUUGAAGGAAGCUGGUUACAAUACUUUGAUGUGUGGUGAUGGUACUAACGAUGUUGGUGCUUUGAAGCAAGCCCAUAUUGGUGUCGCUUUAUUGAAUGGUACUGAAGAAGGUAUGAAGAAGAUUGCUGAGAACAAAAAGAUUGAAAUCCAACAAAAGGUUUAUGAAAAACAAGUUCAACUCUUUAUCAAUUGGAACAGACCACCCCCACCAGUGCCUGAAGUUAUUGCUCAUCUUUAUCCACCAGGACCCUCUAAUCCAAAGUACUUAGAAGCAAUGGAAAAGAAGGGUAUUGAGAUCACUAAGGAAAUGAGAGACGCUGUUGUUGCUGCCAACCGUGCUGGAGGUAUCUCCAGUGACACCAAGAACAAUGCGCAAGCACAAAUUGCAGACACAUUUUUGAGUGCUUUGAACGAGGCCGAAGGUGAAGAUGAAGCUCCAGUUUUGAAGUUAGGUGAUGCCUCUGUUGCUGCUCCAUUUACCUCCAAGUUGGCAAGUGUUGCUACUGUGACUCACAUUAUCCGUCAAGGUCGUUGUGCAUUAGUCUCUACCAUUCAAAUGUACAAGAUUUUGGCCUUGAACUGUUUGAUUUCUGCUUAUUCUCUUUCUGUCUUGUACCUCGCCGGUAUCAAGUUUGGUGAUGGACAAGCUACUGUUUCUGGACUUUUGUUGUCUGUCUGUUUCUUGUCCAUUUCGCGUGGUAAGCCUGUUGAAAAGUUGUCCAAGGAAAGACCACAAGAUGGAAUUUUCAAUAAGUACAUUAUGGGAUCUAUCUUGGGACAAUUUGCUGUUCAUAUUAUCACUUUGAUCUACAUCACCCGUGAAAUCUACAUCUUGGAACCAAGAGAAGCUCAAGUUGACUUGGAAAAGACUUUUGAACCAUCCUUAUUGAAUACUGGUAUGUUUUUGUUACAGUUGGCGCAACAAGUCUCUACUUUUGCCGUCAAUUACCAAGGUUUACCAUUCAGAGAAAGCAUCAGAGACAACAAGGGUAUGUUCUACGGUUUGAUUGGUGUUGCCGGUUUGGCCCUCGCUGGAUCCACUGAAUUCAUGCCUGAAUUGAAUGAAGCAAUGAAGUUUGUUCCAAUGGACGUCACCUUCAAGACCAAAUUAACUGGUUGUAUUUUGGCCGACUUGGGUGUUACUUGGGCUAUUGAAUUGACCUUGAAGCAUUUCUUCAUGAACUCAGCCCCAGCUGAUAUUGCUUUGAGAGACGAUUAA